Molecule: messenger RNA, 2502 nt
Organism: Fundulus heteroclitus (mummichog)
Lineage: Eukaryota; Metazoa; Chordata; Actinopteri; Cyprinodontiformes; Fundulidae
Exons: 2
Coding region: 6-2033 (675 amino acids)
Source: RefSeq, a predicted model, not a curated record
UUACAAUGGACCAGGAAGUGGAUGCUAGCUUUGAGGACAAGAUUGAGGGCUCAGACACCUCAUCCACGGCUCAGGUGGUAGAGACGUCUGAAAACAGUGUUUUCUGCAAUCUACUUGAAAUUACAAUGAACCAGGAAGUGGAUGCUAGCUCUGAGGACAAGAUUGAGGGCUCAGAUACCUUAUCUACGGCUCAGGUGGUAGAGACGCCUGAAAACAGUGUUUUCUGCAAUCUACUUGAAAUUACAAUGGACCAGGAAGUGGAUGCUAGCUUUGAGGACAAGAUUGAGGGCUCAGACACCUCAUCCACGGCUCAGGUGGUAGAGACGUCUGAAAACAGUGUUUUCUUCAGUGUUCCUGAAAUUACAAUGAACCAGGAAGUGGAUGCUAGCUCUGAGGACAAGAUUGAGGGCUCAGAUACCUUAUCUACGGCUCAGGUGGUAGAGACGUCUGAAAACAGUGUUUUUUUCAAUCUACUUGAAAUUACAAUGAACCAGGAAGUGGAUGCUAGCUCUGAGGACAAGAUUGAGGGUUCAGACACCUCAUCCACGGCUCAGGUGGUAGAGACGCCUGAAAACAGUGUUUUCUGCAAUCUACUUGAAAUUACAAUGGACCAGGUAGUGGAUGCUAGCUCUGAGGACAAGAUAGAAAGCUCAGACACCUCAUCCACGGCUCAGGUGGUAGAGACGUCUGAAAACAGUGUUUUCUGCAAUCUACUUGAAAUUACAAUGAACCAGGAAGUGGAUGCUAGCUCUGAGGACAAGAUAGAAAGCUCAGACACCUCAUCCACGGCUCAGGUGGUAGAGACGUUUGAAAACAGUGUUUUCUUCAGUGUUCCUGAAAUUACAAUGAACCAGGAAGUGGAUGCUAGCUCUGUGGACAAGAUUGAGGGCUCAGAUACCUUAUCUACGGCUCAGGUGGUAGAGACGUCUGAAAACAGUGUUUUCUGCAAUCUACUUGAAAUUACAAUGGACCAGGACGUGGAUGCUAGCUUUGAGGACCAGAUUAAGGGCUCAGACACCUCAUCCACGGCUCAGGUGGUAGAGACGUCUGAAAACAGUGUUUUCUUCAGUGUUCCAGAAAUUAUAAUGAACCAGGAUAUGGAUGCUAGCUCUGAAGACGUGAAAAAAGGCUCUGACCCCUCAUCUGUGGCUCAGGUGGUGGACACAUCUAAAAACAUUGUUUUUUCAGAAACCUCUGUUAAUGUUCAGAUGGAGGAGAAGUCAGAGAGACGUACUUUCUUCAUUGAAGUAAAAAUUAACAAGGAUGUGGAAGCUCGCUCUGAGGAAAAGAAAGGUGACUCCGGAUCCAUAACUAACUCUUUUACAAUCCAGAUACCAGAAAACUGUGCUUUUGACAAACUAAAUAUUACUGAAAACAUAAAUAUUGUUGCUGACAAACUAACUCAAUCUGUAUCCAUAUCAAACUCUUUCAAAGUGAAGAUAUGUGAAAACGAUUUUGACAUCAGCAUUCCUGAUGUCAAACUUAACUUGAAUGUGGAAGCUAAGUCAGAGGAUGAGAAAAACAGCUGUGAAACAGCAAAUGUUUUGACAGUGAAGGCAUCAGAAAAGGUUGGUGUUUCUGUCAGAGCAGAUCCUGCAAGUGAGGGAGUCAGUAAAAAAGGUGGACAAAGCAGCAUUGAAAAACCAGAACAUUUGUUGAACUUGACUGUAAAACCGUCAGCGACGCUUCCUAAAGCAAACUCUUUGGUUGAUGAUGUUAGCACUAACGAUAAACAAAGCAACUCCGGUUUUACUCUUGAUGGGAUUGUUUGUACUGGAUCUGAAGAACAUGUUCAGGAAGUUGGAGCCAACGACAGUACAUUAAUGAAGGUUGAAACUGGCAGAAAGACAAAGAAUACGAUGAAAAGCACUGAGGUGUCUAAUCACAAUAGCAUGAAAGAAGAAGACGACCCCACAAAUUGCGGGAUUGAUGCAUGUGCCACGAUAUUAAUUUUUUUCUUGUUUUUGAUUUUAGUUGAUUUUAUUAAACAUUGUUAUUUUUGUCCAGGCUGUACCCGACCUCGCCCCCAUUGACAGCUGGAGAUAGGCACCAGCACCCCUUGAAUCAGAGUUAAGUCUUAACUUCUGCGUCAGACACUGGAGGUUAGGUAGUUCAUAAUUUGUUUCAGGUUUGAUAAAAAAAUGUUUUCUUGCCUCACUGCAAGAAGGUCCCGCGUUUGAGUCCUGCCCUCUAUUUGGAGCUUGCAUGUUCUCCCCAUGGGUGUGUAGGUUUUCUCCGGGGGCUCUGGUUUCACCUACUACUAAAGACAUGCUGGUCAGGUCGGCCAUUAGUGGCAGCGCGCUCAGUCGCUGCAACUCAGGCUAACCCUCCAUCUGAUCUACGAAAUUCCGUUGUAUGUAGCUUGUAUGUAAUGACAAAAAAAAAGCAUCCCAGCUUAUCUUGUGUUUAUCGCCAUACUUUGUUUAAUUUCUCGAUCGUAGUAAGAUCUUAACUCCACAUAUUGGAAAAGGUUUCUCUAGAUUAAACAGUUUCGGGGGGUCU